This is a messenger RNA of Calidris pugnax (ruff), 3366 nucleotides long. RefSeq names its product transcription termination factor, RNA polymerase I (gene TTF1). NCBI's taxonomy places the organism in Eukaryota, Metazoa, Chordata, Aves, Charadriiformes, Scolopacidae. The transcript has 12 exons. The coding region runs from base 363 to 2534 and encodes 723 amino acids. The record is from RefSeq and is a predicted model, not a curated record.
CCUCCGCGCAGGGGAGGCCUGGCCGCGGCCUGGCUCUCAGCACGGUGCUGGGGCGAGCUGUGCGGGGCCUGGGGCCCGUCCUCAGAGCUGUGCGGGAUCUGGGGCCCGUCCCCAGAGCUGUGCGGGGCCUGGUGCCCGUCCGCAGAGCUGUGCGGGGCCUGGGGCCCGGCCCCAGAGCUAUGGGGUGGUGCGGGGUCUGGUGUCUCUCUCCAGGGGUCUCAGGGCAGCCGUUUCCCAGCGGCAGUGAGGAGGAAGGCAGUUUUAAGGCAAUACAGCUGUGAUGCACAUCUGUUUGAUGAAGAAGGUGUUGCAUUUUCAUAGUCACUUUGCAAAAUUAGCUGGAUUGAAAAGUAAGAAAAAAUAUGACAGAAGAAGCAAGUGCAGAUGAUUUUCAAGUUCAGAAUUUUCUCAAGAAGAAGAAAAAGAGAAAACGCAAAGAAUACAAUAAGAAACAUGAAAAUGAUGAAGGAGAAAGUAUAGAAAAUGCAGAGCCUAGCCGUGCUUCUCCACUGCUGUUUGAAGAUCGAGCAGCACAGAAUGGUGAAAGUUGUAAAAAGAAGAAAAAAAAACACAAGGAGAAGAUGCAACAGUCUUUGUUAGAUAAUUCUUGUGUAGGACUGGAAUGUGAAAUCAGUAACGAAACUGGAGUGGAUGUCUCCCAAAAGAAAAAAAAAAAGAAAAAAAAGAAGCGAAAGUAUAAUGAUAGUACAGAUGAUCACAAUGAUGUAAGUUGUGUGGUAUUAAAUCACCAUCCUGUUGAUCGUUGCCAGCAGAUCAAUGCUGAUUACGUUUAUUUAAAACAACCUGCUAAGAAGAAAAAAAAAGAAAAAUUGCCUGAAGGGGAUGAGGUAUGUGAGCUGCCCAUCUCAGAAGCAGGUGAUCAAAAUGACAAUAAAAAACCAAAAAAGAAGAGGAGGAAGAAGAAGAAAAGAAGCAGUAGUACCCAAGAUACGCAGGACAACACAGAUGUGACUGUUGAGCAGUCGCUGUUGACAAGUGCUGAGCGAAACAGGCAAGGGGAAGACACAGUCUUGGCUACAGAAGAGGGUGCUGUGGCAACGCCUCAGCCAUGGCAGGAAGAUGGUGACUGUGAUGCUGCUUCUCUCAUGAGCGAAGAUUCUUUGGAUGUACCUGCUAAUUUUUCAAAGCAGACUAAAGCGGAUGAUCGAUCUCAAAAAACUCCAUCGCAUGCUCGGAAGACAGUAAAAAGCAGUGCCUUCGUCAUGGAAGACAGCUCUUCAGAAUCUGAUGUAAUGACACCAGAACCCUUGGGAUCAAAUAGAAAGAAGGACCCAAAUAGUUCCGAUACUGAAAUGGCAGCCUCUGAUAAGCUUAGCGUGAAUGAUGAAGAGUUUAUAAACUCCACCAUGUGUUCAGUUGUGGAUUUGGAUGUUGCAAAACAAGAAUUGGAAGAGUUUAUUCCUCAUGUGAGGAAUAUAUCAGACAGUUCAAUCAGGAAGAUGGCAGGAAGAGACCUAGUGAGGUUUAAGCAGUUUAAAAAACAAGGUAUCGCGGUCAAGUUUGGCAGAUUUUCCCAGAAGGAAAAUAAUCAAAUCCGGAAAAAUAUUGAAGAGUUCUUAUUGAUUACUGGAAUAGACAGUGCUGAGAAACUCCUCUUUACCUCAAGGUAUCCAGAAGAUAAAGAAACUAUCAAACGCCUAAAAGCAGAACAUCAUUUUUGUGAAAAAAUUUCUGAGGGCAUACCACGACCCUGGAGGCUGAUAUAUUAUCGAGCAAGAAAGAUGUUUGACCCAAAUAAUUAUAAAGGGAGGUAUAGUAAGGAAGAAAAAGAAAAAUUAAAGAAGUAUCAUGCUCUGCAUGGGAAUGAUUGGAAGAAGAUCUCCGAGUUGAUGUCCCGUUCUAACCUCUCAGUUGCUAUGAAAUACUCUGAAAUCAAGUCAGCUGCUAAUUAUGGUCCUUGGUCAAAAGAAGAGACCCAGAAGUUAAUGCAUGCAGUGGAGGAGGUGAUUAGGAAAAGAAUGGAAAAGGAAGAUGCAGAUUCUCUUUCAUCAUCGGAAAAGUCACAUAGAGAGGUCUCAAUUGACCGGGAGACGCUGUACCAGAAAUUACCGUGGACUGAGAUUGAAGCUAAAGUGGGAACUCGAUAUUGGAGACAAUGCAAACAGAAAUGGACUGCAAUUUUGACAAACAAGAUGACCAAAGGGCAGCAGGUGUAUAGGGGGACCAAAGGAUUACAGGCCAAGAUCAGUCUUAUUAAAAGGUUGUAUGAAAUGAAAGUGGAGGAUGCUAAUGAAGUAAACUGGGAAGAACUCAGUCAUAUCAUUGGAGAUGUCCCUAAAGCCUAUGUUCAAGCAAAAUUUUAUAAGCUAAAAGUCUCCUGUGUUCCUUUGUGGCAAAAAAAGACUUUUUCUGAAAUUAUUGAUUAUCUUUUUGAAGAGAAACUUCCAGAACUUGAAGAACAGUUAGAAAAAAGGAAGGGGAAAUGCCUUAGUUCUGACAAUUCAACAGCUGGUCAACAGCAAAAGGCUUUCCGACUUGGUGACAUUUUUGACUCCAGUGAAGACAGUGAUUAAUGGGUUGUCUUAAAAACAAUUCCACAUCUGCAUAUUUAACGACAAAAGGGAUCUGGUUAAAAGUAGGUGCAGAUCAACAGGUACACAGGUUAUCUAAUAAUGGGAAAAUUAAAGACAAUGCAUGUCUGAUUUUCGUGUUUCAUGUUGAAGACUGAGGUAAACACAGUUCUUGUGCUACCUUUUAUUACCUUUGGUUUUGGAAGUCUUUUUUAAGCAUCCAGGUUGCUCUCUGAAUGUCUCAAAAAUAGCAUUUCCACUGCCUUUUUUUCUAUUGAGUUGGAAGGUGCUGUUCACCUGCUGUGCAUGGCCUUGUUUUUCAGAACUUCAAUGAAUUUUAAACCAUUUUAAAAAAUGACAGCUUUCAAUUUACUUUUAAAUAUCUAUAAUAAACAAAUACGAAGACAUCUGUGUUGAUGGAAACAGCACAAUGUUGAGUUUGGUUUUUUUAACAGAGAUCAUCUUAAAAGCAACUGAUUUUUAUUUUUGAUGUAGACUUGUACUUUUAUCAGCACUUCCAGAGAAGAGGGGUUUUGGUCCAUUACUGUUCCUAAAAUGUAAUGUUAUUUCAUGCCAACUAGAACAAUGCAUUUAAAAUGUUUUUGUUAAUAUUUGGAAUACAAAGACAAAAUGAACAAUGUAUAUAUAUACAUACAUAUAUAUUUUUAUUGUGCCAAGGAGAAUUUCUACCUUUUUAUAAGAAAGUUGAGGGGUAAGAUGGAGGUUGUACUUAUGUUGCUGUAUGAUAUUUGACUAUCUGCCUAGAGUCAUUAUUUGUAAAUUGACCGAUGAAUGUGUUAAAAUAAAUAAUAAAUUUUACUGUGCGUUUAAAGUA